Messenger RNA from Leishmania braziliensis MHOM/BR/75/M2904, 387 nucleotides. NCBI's taxonomy places the organism in Eukaryota, Euglenozoa, Kinetoplastea, Trypanosomatida, Trypanosomatidae. The record is from the annotation of a RefSeq genome assembly.
AUGUCGUCAAAAAGUGACCUUGCGCUGGCGGCGAAGCUAGCGUCGACGCCAUCUAACGGCGAGUCGGCGGCGUCUACCGUGGAGGCCGACCUGGAUCUGCCUAAGGAUUGCUUUCUGCUGCCAAAGCAGAACGACGGCUUCCAAAUCCCGUACUUUCUCUCAAGCGAGGAGGAGGUGAACAAGAUCCGGCCUCCCACUGUCGUGAAGACGUGGGAGCAGCGUCGCGGGGAGCUCGAGGAAGCACAGCAACGCAAGCUGGAGGCGUUCAUAAAGAUGGUCUCCGCUGCGCCGUGGUACGCGGCGGAGAAGUUCGACAACUGGCUGUGUCUCCGCUACCUUCUCGCCCGCAGCUUCGACCUCGAUAAGGCCUUCUCAAUGCUGGAGGGC